AAGGUCAGCUGUUUCUGCUGUCACCCGACGGACGAGCGGUGGUGUUUUCCUUGGAGCCUUGUUGGCUAUUUUCGUGUUGCAAUAGUAGGCAGGAAAAUUGCAUCGUUCGCCGUAACAAGCAUGUGGCGCGGAGUUCCCAACCCAAAACGGCCACUGUGUUAAACAGGAAACGCACACACGCACACACAUACACAAACACUGGUGGAAGUUUGGAAGGAAUUUCCCGCGUUUCCCGCGAGUGCGUGUGUGUGUGUCUUUGGCAACGUACCAUUCCAAAGAUAGCAGCGUAUAGUUUGGCCCCUACCUUUAUUAUAAGUAAGCACCCCGCACCACAGAACAACGGAAUUGUUGUUCGUAUUUCAUCGCACACGCGGCACAGAGUACAAUCGAUGCGUCUGUAAGUGUCUGUCCCGUCACGAGCCGUCCUUCAGUCGCAAGCGAACUACACAAUGAGGAACUACGUGCCAGACAUAAUCAUUUUGUUUAUCAUAAUCGUAACGAUCACGAUCGUUCGAUUAGUGUCACAAAUUCUGCACGAAACGCUCAGCGAUGGAGCGCUGCCCGUUCCGCCCGCAGCCGAAGCGAGCGAACCAAAGCCCGAACCGUCCCUCAGCCAGCUGAUCGAUCAGAAAUCGAAAGAAUAUUCAUGGCUGCUCCGGUUGAUGGUGAACCUGUUCGGCUAUCUGUGCAUUUUCGUGCCCGGCGUGUUGAUCUACAAGUAUGCGAAGCGCACCAAGUACAUGGAACGCUCGGAACGAUCGCAUCUGUCCGGGCUGGUAAAGUUUUGCUUUGCCGGAUCCGGCCCAGACAGUUUGGAACGGCCGCUGGACGGACAGGUCGGUGGUGGUGGUGGGAAGGGAGCGGCUAGCAAACGCACCACGGCCCAGGAAUGUGUGCUGCUCGGGUACUGUCUGGUCGGUCUGAUGGGUUCGUACCUUACCUGGGGCGUGCUGCAGGAGAAAAUUAUGACGCAAGAGUACGAAGGACCGGAGAAACGGAAAUCCCACUUCAAAGACUCCCAGUUUCUGGUGUUCUCGAACCGCGUGCUCGGUUUCAUGCUAACGGCCGUCUAUCUUGUGGCGAAGCGCCAAUUCCGCCACCGCGCCCCGCUGUACAAGUACUCGUACGCUUCGUUUUCCAACAUCAUGAGCGCCUGGUUCCAGUACGAGGCGCUCAAGUUCGUCAACUUUCCCACCCAGGUGUUGGCCAAAUCGUGCAAAAUCAUCCCGGUGAUGAUAAUGGGGAAAAUCAUUUCGCGCAACAAGUACGAAUUCUACGAGUACCUGACGGCGGCGAUGAUCUCCGUCGGUAUGAUCUUCUUCCUGACCGGCUCGACCGACGAGUCGAAAUCGACCGCAAUGACGACGCUGACCGGGGUGCUGCUGCUGACGUUCUACAUGAUCUUCGACAGCUUCACGUCCAACUGGCAGGGCGAACUGUUCCGGUCGUACUCGAUGUCCUCGAUACAGAUGAUGUGCGGGGUGAAUCUGUUCAGCACCCUGUUCACCGGUGCGUCGCUCGCGAUGCAGGGCGGGUUCUACAGCUCGCUCGUGUUUGCCGUCGAUCAUCCGAAGUUUGUGGUCGACUGCAUCGUGCUGUCGAUCUCGUCCGCGAUCGGGCAGCUGUUCAUCUUCUACACGAUUGCCACGUUCGGUGCGGUCGCGUUUACCAUCAUCAUGACCCUGCGCCAGGCGAUCGCCAUUCUGCUGUCCUGCCUGAUCUAUCAGCACCGCAUUUCGUUCCUGGGCGUGAUCGGUGUGCUGAUCGUGUUUCUCGCCAUCUUCCUGCGGGUGUACUGCAACCAGCGGCUAAAGGCAAUAAAACAACGGCACCAAACCAGUGUGGCCGGUGGGGGCAGCACCGGCAAACCUCGCAUCAACGUUUAGAGCACGUGAUAGGCGUGAUGGCGCGCGUGCUUAAGCAGUAUCUGUGUUGCAUUUUUCGAAUUUAGUUCAUUCGUCUCGGUAGGGAGCGCAGACAUAAGUUGAGGAGAAUUUUACAAACCAGGACAACAGCAGCCAGUCAGCUGUGUGCGGUAGAUGUUAGGAGUUAAGAGAUGUGUUUUUAUUUAUCGAACCCCCGGUACGUGUUAACGGUGAGGCAAUGUAGUGUAGCGCCAGGUAGCAAGUAGUAACGAAGCAAGCAGAAAACCCCCAAAACCCCGAUACGCUUGAAUGCUUGUUGCUAACCAAAAACAAAACAAAAAGUAAUGUAACGAUCGAUAGAUUGUGAAUCCGUGAUCAUUAUGCGUUUGUGUAGUAAUAAAAUACCCGAAACGAAAUAAAUGGCUAACCGUGUGCGAAAAAUCA
This is a messenger RNA of Anopheles stephensi (Asian malaria mosquito), 2309 nucleotides long. It is a transcript of the gene sll, whose product is annotated as adenosine 3'-phospho 5'-phosphosulfate transporter 1. Gene Ontology annotation, molecular function: 3'-phosphoadenosine 5'-phosphosulfate transmembrane transporter activity. Gene Ontology annotation, biological process: transmembrane transport. Gene Ontology annotation, cellular component: Golgi membrane; endoplasmic reticulum membrane. The transcript is spliced from 2 exons. The record is from RefSeq and is a predicted model, not a curated record. Bases 450 to 1886 code for a protein of 478 amino acids. NCBI's taxonomy places the organism in Eukaryota, Metazoa, Arthropoda, Insecta, Diptera, Culicidae.